Molecule: messenger RNA, 2462 nt
Organism: Chrysemys picta bellii (western painted turtle)
Lineage: Eukaryota; Metazoa; Chordata; Testudines; Emydidae
Source: RefSeq, a predicted model, not a curated record
AUGACUAUAGCCAAGAACUCGGCUCUAGGGGUCGGCGUGGUGAUAGUGUUUAUCCCCCUGCUGGUGGCGCUGGUCUUUGCCCUUAGGCGAUGGAGGAAGCGGCGUCUUCCCGAGCUGGUUGUGGAGCCUCUGGGCAGGCGAAGGAGAUCGUUCUUUGGCGAAGCGAAGGGCGACUACGAGAAUGUGGGGGCCCGGCCGGAGGAGGAGGAGGAGCUAAACUACUGCACCCUGGUGCUGCCCCCGCGCACCCGGGCCCCACGUGGCCACUGGGAGUGUGAGUCGGACUCGGAGUCGGAGGCGAGCGUGCACACCAUCCUGCUGGGCUUGCCCGCCAACACCUUGGUGCUGUACAUCUUCUACCGCCGCGCCCGCACCCGCCUCACCCCCAACCUCAUCUACAUGAUCAACCUCUGCAUCUCGGACCUGGCCUUCGUCCUCAUCCUGCCACUCAAGAUCCUGGAGGUGGUUCCACCCGGCUGGUCCCCACCAAGCUUCCUCUGCCCUCUCUACAGCCUGGCCCACUUCGGCACGCUCUACGCCAGCACCUGCUUCCUGACGGCGGUCAGUGCCGGGCGCUACCUGGGCGCCGCCUUCCCCAUCCGCUACCAGCUCUACAAGAAGCCCCUUUACUCCUGCCUGGUCUGCGUGGCCAUCUGGACCCUGGUGGCCUUUCACGGCGUCCUGUUGCUCAUCCUGGAGACUUCGCUGGGCGCCAACGCCACCCUCUUUAUGGGCAACGGCACCGCCUGCUACCAGGAAUUCAGUCCAGAGCAGCUGGCCCUGCUAGCUCCUGUCCGCUUGGAGCUCUCCGUGGCCCUGUUCUUCCUGCCCUUGGUGAUCACGGUCUUCUGCUACGCCGGCUGCAUCCAUGUCCUCGUCAAGUCCCGUCUCCACGAGCAGAAGAAGCGCCGGGCGGUGCGGCUGGCCUUGGCCACGCUCUCUGUCUUUGUGCUCUGCUUCGGACCCUAUAACCUGUCCCACGUGGUGGGCUACGCCCGCGGCGAGGACGUCUGGUGGCGCAGGGUGGCGCUGCUGCCCGGUGCCUGCAACGCCUUCCUGGACCCGCUCAUCUUCUACUUCCUCUCCUCGGCCAAGGACCACGGCCUGGCCUGGGUGUGGCGCUCGGUGGGGCAGCGUUGCAGCUCCUUCCGGCAGAAGAUGACCAUGGGUCACAGGGAGGCAGGCAAGGGGCAGCCUGAGAAGGGGGCUGCAUCACAUGGAAGUACAGGCCCCGGGGUGGGGAGCUCCAAGUGACCAUGAGACAAGGAGACACCAAACGCUGUUGGGACAGGAUUCGGGGAGAUUGGCAAUCUUGGAUGGGCUGUGGGACCCGGCUGCUCAUGAACCUUAAAAAUUCCCCAUGGGGCUGGGAGCCUCCAAUCUUGGAUAGGACGCAGGACCAAGGACCGGGAAAUUCAUGACCAUUACAGAUUCCCCACGGCACCCAGAACCUUCGAUCUUGGAUAGGACGUAAGACAAAGGACCGGGCAAUUCAUGGUCUUUACAGAAUUCCUAUGGGACUAGUAGUCUCCGACCUUGGAUGGCACGUGAGUCCAAGAACCUGGCCUAUCCAUGGGUCAGUACAUAUCCCCCUUAGGACAAGGAGGUGUCUGGUUUUGACAGGACUAGGGGGUGAGGUAGCAGUUUUCCACUGAGACAUGAGUGCAUGGUCAUGACCUUGACCAUUGGUGGUCUUGAAAGACCCCUUAGAAUGGGGACAUCCCUGACUGGGCUGGGAUGGGGGGUGAGGAGAUGCCAGGCGGGGUGUGAUGGCAGGGUCCAGAUUUCUUGUGCUCAUUUUGUACCCCCAUGGGACGGAUCCUGCCUUGGGAGAAUUGGAUAUAGAAAAUGAUCCAGACCCCCUCGCCCCCCUAGGGCGAAAUAGACUGUACGGCUUACUCUGCUACUGGGGGAAUAGACUAAACUCCGUCCUGUAGAUCUGCAUUGGGUGAGCCAGCCUAUGAGGUGUCACUGUGCAGUUAUUCCCCAGCUGCCCUGACCCAGAGGUGGCUGCAUCUCAGCAGCAGGUGAGCCAGCCCCAGGUGCCCCACCCCAGAGGUGGCUGCAUUUUGGCACUGAGGCCAUGAUUCCUACCCAUUGUAUAUGGAAGGUGCUAGAGAUAUGUCCGAGGUAACUGGGAGGUCUGUGUAACUUGGACGUAGAAAUAUUCCAAACCACAAUCAGUGGGAAUCCUAAAUCUCCUGUCAAUGAAAUCCCAGCUCCUGCAAGAAUGUCCCAGGACUGAUCAAUGAGUUAGUAGGAACAGAGGCAAUGGGGCCGGAUCCCAGCUGGGGUCAAUGGGCUAUAGCUCCAUGGGAGUCAAUGGGGCCAGAGCCCCCAGCUGGGGCCAAUCGGGAUCACCCAGGGGUCUCACCACUCCACCCUAGCGCUGACUCUUUUGCCCACUGGCUGUAAAUUGCAUUCCACUAACGGAUCCGUGCUGAUUUAAUCAAUAAAGUUUU